Molecule: messenger RNA, 1434 nt
Organism: Penicillium macrosclerotiorum
Lineage: Eukaryota; Fungi; Ascomycota; Eurotiomycetes; Eurotiales; Aspergillaceae
Gene: erg1
Product: squalene monooxygenase erg1
Exons: 2
Coding region: 1-1434 (477 amino acids)
Biological process (GO): ergosterol biosynthetic process
Cellular component (GO): endoplasmic reticulum; membrane
Molecular function (GO): flavin adenine dinucleotide binding; squalene monooxygenase activity
Source: RefSeq, a predicted model, not a curated record
AUGGCCUCCGUUCUCAAUGGCCAUGUUACAAAAUCCCAACAAGCGGCCCAGCGCCGCCUCGACCACCACGAAGCUGACGUCGUGAUCAUCGGUGCGGGCGUUCUGGGUUGCGCACUUGCUGUGGCAUUGGGAAGACAGGGUCGCAGCGUUAUCUUGCUAGAAGCCUCGCUUAAAGAGCCCGAUCGCAUCGUCGGAGAGCUGCUUCAACCCGGAGGUGUCAAUGCGCUGGAACAGCUGGGGCUGAGGGAUUGUUUGGAGGGCAUCGAUGCGAUCGAUGUCACCGGGUACUAUGUCUCAUACGGUGGAAGUCCGGUUGAAAUGGAGUACCCUAAGGAAACCCCGUCCGCCGCGCGGCCCAUUGGUCGAGCUUUCCACCAUGGUCGGUUCGUGAUGAAAUUGCGCGAGGCAGCUCUGGCCUGCCCGAACGUGACGGUGAUCGAGACAAAGGCGACGGGACUGGUAACGUCAACGCAUACUCAGCAAGUGCUUGGAGUCGAGUGUGUCACAAAGGAUUUGAAGGACUGUUAUUUCGCGCAGCUCACUGUCGUCGCCAACGGGUACGCUUCCAAAUUGCGCAAGGCGCACCACCCGCACACGCCCAAGUCCCGAUCCAAGUUUUGGGGAAUGGAAAUGAUCGACGCCCAACUUCCUUCGCCCAAGCACGGCCAUGUUAUUCUCAGUACCAACCUCCCUCCAACCCUUAUGUACCAGAUCGGCACCCACGAGACGCGAGUCCUUGUAGAUAUCCCCGAUAACCUUCCCUCCGCGUCGGUGAAGAACGGUGGUGUAAAGGGACACUUGCGUAACGUGGUUCUUCCCUCGCUCCCCAAAGAGUCACAGCCAGCGUUUGAGGCUGCCCUGGAAAAGGGCCAGCUUCGCUCUAUGCCGAACUCUUUCCUUCCUGCCUCGGCCAACAAAACACCUGGUAUGAUGUUAUUGGGAGAUGCGCUGAACAUGCGGCAUCCACUGACCGGCGGCGGAAUGACUGUGGCGCUGAAUGAUGUCUGCUACAUCCGCGAUCUUCUCAGCCCUGAGCGCGUGCCAGACUUGGGAGACACCACGCUUGUGAUAAAGCAACUCUCUCGCUUCCACUGGAUGCGUAAAAAUUCCUCAUCCGUGAUCAAUAUUCUGGCGCAGGCCCUCUAUAUGCUAUUCGCUGCUGAUGACGUAAAUCUUCGUGCUCUCCAGCGUGGCUGUUUCCGCUACUUCGAACUUGGUAUGGUCGACGGACCUGUCGGACUUCUCGGAGGUCUAAUCAAACAACCACUCGUCCUCUUCUCCCAUUUCUUCACCGUGGCCUUCGUCUCCAUCUGGGUUCUCUUCCGCGACACUCCCCUAAAACACCUAAUCCUCUUCCCAUAUCGGUCUAUCAUGGUCUUCUGGACCGCCUGUGUUGUAAUCUUUCCAUUCAUCUUUGCUGAAAUUUGGAGUUGA